UAUAUUUUCGAACAAAAUAAAAGAAAAAAAAAAUGAUUUCAUUCAAAGAAACAACAAAUGUACAAUUUUCUAUGAGAUGUUAAUAAAAGUGUACUAAACUUUUGUACUUCAUUUACUAUUCAACACAAAAAAAAAUAUUAUAAAAAAAUUGUACGUGAAGCAUAACAGGUACAUUGAAGCUCGCAGACACAAAAAAAACGUUGUUAUUGUGAUUCCAUUCAUUUAUAUUCAUUGAGUCGAUGGAGGACAAGACACAUGGAACAACUAUUAUUACUACACCAUUACAAUAAAAAAAUAUAAUUAUUUUAAUCUCUUCAUUAUCGUAGAGAAAAAAAUAAUAAAAAAAUUCCAAGAAAAGUGUGUGCAAAAUAAAUUUAUGAUAAUUAUAAUCUCGUAAUCUAAAGAGGUGUGAAAAUAGUAAAAAAAAUUAAACCUUAUCAAAAAAAAAAAAAUUAAAUUAAAAAUAGAAAGUCAAAAUUUCCGAGAAAAGUGUCGACGAAAUAGUUUUCGUUUCCAAGAAUUGACAAAACAACGGAAUUAUGCGUUUCGUGUACUUUUUUCUGUGUCAACCUUAAUGAAAUAACAAAAAUAAAAUAAUAACAUUGCGUUAAGAGAAAAUAAUAAACAAAAAAUAUUUAUUGAUGUUACACAAAAACAAAAAAUACUAAAGAAUUGUGUCGUUCAUGUCAAUUACAAUUAUUCGGCACAAAAAUAAAUAACAAAAAAUUUUGUGAAUGAAAAAUAUUAUUUUGAAGGUACGUAAAAAGUGUCUUUUGUGCCCUUUUGACGCACGAAACGAAAGAAAUAUUAAUACAGGAUUAUGAGAGAUGUGACGAGGGAUCUUCUCGUAUUUGAUUAGGAAGAUACUUGGGAGAAAUAACAUUUUCCGAGAAAAGAAGGAAAUAAGAAGCAGAGAAAUUGCGCGUGCGUAAUUUACACAUCUAUUUAUGGGGCAGAACAAUGCAAAGACGCAAGCAACCUCAAAAAGUACAACAAACAACGACGACGACCUAAAACAGCCAAAAUCCCAAGCUGGUCAAAAAAAUCAAGUACCGCAUGCGACAACAAUAGCAGCAGCAACAACGCAAACCGGAAACUUAAUAAUUAGCAUACACAUGUUAACGAUGAAUAAUUCUAAUGAAGUGAACAGUAACACAAGCUGUCGGCCGAGUGCCGUUGCCGACUGUAAUAGUAAUAAUAACACACCAGCAACAGAUAUAUCCGCUUGUAGUAAAGAUCAAUAUAACAAUAAACAACAACAACAAAGCAGCAGCGAAAAGGCGAGUACUAGUGUGUAUAAAAAAUUCAACAGUAAAUACAACAAAGCGACACUCAUCACGUCGCCGGGCAGCAGCUCGUCAUCAGCCAAUUCGCCGACAUCAUCGCCCGACUCUAAAACCUGUGAUAAUCAAUCUAAUAAUAAUGCGUCGAUAACUAAUAGCAGUAGUAGUAGUAGUAAUAGUAGUAAGGAGGAGGCAGUUUCGCCAUCGAGCAGCUUCCGGUUGAGCAGUUGUCCGUUCGCCGAUAAAAUUAGCAACAUGUUGGUGAACAAGUGCAAAUUCGGAAGUAGUUCGUCGUCGUCAUCAUCAUCGGGGACAUCCAAGGUGAGAAAAGGUCUCUUGGGAAAAUUCAAAAGUAGCACAAAGCAAAAGAAAAGUAGGGACGAAAGCGAUGCCAACACAUCUCUUAAUACGAGUUCCUCGAGCAAUGAUUCCGAAAAGACUGACACCACGUGUACACAUUGCUCGGCAUCAGCGCAUCGUGUCGCAGCGACAUCUGACGAAGCAUCCGCGUCAUCCUCAGCAACAGCAGGAACUUCUCCAAUUCCUUCCUCGAGCAAACUCACGUUCAAUCCGAACAAUUCCAUGUUUCCGUUGCCAAAUACGUCGUUCUCCAUCACGAGUGGCGGUUCAGCGACAACAGCACCUGCCGCGAUUAUCUUGCAAGAUUCGUCACUUUUGCACACGAAUGGAUGGUACGGAAGUCUCAAUAACACGAGCGGCGGGAAAAUUAUUCUCGUACAAUCGCUUUUUGAUAUGACCCGGUUGUCGGAUGACUCGUUGGAGGAUUGUGACGAAGCAGCUCGCAUCCGACGGGCGCGACAAAUUGCGGAAGGUGUUGAAGCGCCGCCUGGUUUUGUGCCAAGUAGUGGCGGAAGUGCAACAAGUAGUCAGUUACAGACGUUGUUGUGCCAAUUUGGUAUGGAUCCGUUCAAUGUUGCGCUGAAAAAUCGAAUUUUGCAACAACAGCCGAUUUUGUGUGGCGAAGAGUAUCCACGCGUGCAUUCACAAGCCGAUUACAUUCAUUGUCUAGUCCCGGAUCUUAAGAAGAUCACAAGUAGUGUCUUUUAUUGGGGUAAGAUGGAUCGAUAUGAAGCUGAGAAAUUGCUGGAAGGCAAACCAGAAGGUACAUUCCUGUUACGAGACUCUGCCCAAGAAGAAUAUUUGUUCUCGGUUUCAUUCAGAAAGUAUGGACGUUCCUUGCACGCUCGUAUUGAACAAUUCAAUCAUCAAUUUAGUUUUGACUCGCACGAUCCCGGUGUUUAUACAGCAACGACAGUUACGGGUCUCCUCGAACACUAUAAGGACCCGUCUUGUGUGAUGUUCUUUGAGCCAUGUCUCACGCUUCCACUCAGUCGUAACAAUGCAUUUUCGCUGCAAGAGCUCGCACGUGCCACAAUUGUCAGUCAAACAACGUACGAUGGCAUCGAUCAACUUUCCAUACCAAAGAUGCUGAAAUCCUACCUGAAGGAGUAUCACUACAAGCAACGCGUUCACGUAAAAGUCCACGAAUAUUCCGACAUUUAGUGAUCCGAUUGGGAAACGGAAAGUGUGGAGCAUCCGACGACAUCGAUGCAGAUCCUUUUGCUGAAACGCUUGAAGUCAAUCUUUUGCAAGGGCAGUCGUCAAACAUGAAUCUCCACGUUUUCAGAACCAAAAUUGAAAAUUUCCUUUUUUUUAAUCACAAAAAUAUAUUUAUUUUUUUUCUGUAUUACAAAAUUCUCCUCUUACUACUAAAAAAAAUUGUAAUUUAACUAUUUUUUAAGUUAUUUAUAUUCUAAUUCUAUAAAAAAAAAGUUCUUUAGUUACUAUGUAUCAUAAUAAUUCAAUUAUAAUUUAAUUAGGCUGAGCCAAUUGUUAAUUUGUUUUUGUUUCCUUUUGUCUCAUUACAAUCCAAAGUAUUAACAGAUAAAAA
Molecule: messenger RNA, 3195 nt
Organism: Culicoides brevitarsis
Lineage: Eukaryota; Metazoa; Arthropoda; Insecta; Diptera; Ceratopogonidae
Gene: Socs36E
Product: suppressor of cytokine signaling 5
Exons: 6
Coding region: 948-2807 (619 amino acids)
Biological process (GO): phosphatidylinositol phosphate biosynthetic process; intracellular signal transduction
Cellular component (GO): phosphatidylinositol 3-kinase complex
Molecular function (GO): 1-phosphatidylinositol-3-kinase regulator activity
Source: RefSeq, a predicted model, not a curated record